Messenger RNA from Cylas formicarius (sweet potato weevil), 3154 nucleotides. RefSeq names its product S-adenosylmethionine decarboxylase proenzyme. Gene Ontology annotation, cellular component: cytosol. Gene Ontology annotation, molecular function: adenosylmethionine decarboxylase activity. Gene Ontology annotation, biological process: spermidine biosynthetic process; spermine biosynthetic process. The record is from RefSeq and is a predicted model, not a curated record. The coding region runs from base 322 to 1158 and encodes 278 amino acids. Lineage: Eukaryota; Metazoa; Arthropoda; Insecta; Coleoptera; Brentidae. The transcript is spliced from 7 exons.
ACCGCAAAGGGUUAUGCAGCGAAUCUCGGAAAACGCGUUUAAUUUCGAAUAUUUCGUUGUGCACCCAUAGUAUUUUACUUGAAUUCGGAAUUACAUAGUUGCAGUGACACAUAAAUUGUUUAAUUUCGUGUACCCGCAAACCCCCACCUUACACAAUUUAAUUAUUUAAUUUGUUUUAUAAUAAUAUUUGAGAUUGAGAUUAUUGAGAUUGCCGAUGUUUACUUGAAAUAUAUUUCUCAUUAUAUGUAAGUGAAGGAAGAAACGAAAAGGAAACUGAAAAAAUACUAUGUGUACGUAGACUUUUUUGGCAGCGAAAGUUCGAUGUUCGUGUCCAAAUGCCGUUUCAUAUUGAAGACGUGCGGCACGACCACGCCCCUCCUCUGUCUGCAGCCGCUCCUGCUUCUCGCCGAGCAGUACGCGGGAUUCACCGAGGUCGAUGACCUGUUUUAUUCCCGCAAGAAUUACAAGAGGCCCGACCUGCAGGUCGCGCCGCACCAGCAUUUCGACCAGGAGGUGGCGCUGCUCGACGCGCUCUUUCCGGACGGCGCCGCAUACUGCCUUGGCGCGAUCAACAAAGACUGUUGGUACCUCUACACGCUGAACCCGUUGCCGAGGAGGAACCGUAGACCGACAGCGAAUACGGACGAGCCGGAUCAGACCCUGGAAAUUUUGAUGACGGACCUGGACCCGGAGGUGAUGUCGAUUUUCACUAAGGAGGAGUGCCUCAACGCCACCGAGGCCACCAAGAAAUCCGGCAUAGACAAAAUCAUCCCGAACAUGUUGAUCGAUGAUUUUCUGUUCGAGCCCUGCGGGUACUCGAUGAACGGCGUCACCAAAAACAAGUGUUACGAAACGUCCGAAGGAUGCUACAUGACGAUCCACAUCACGCCCGAGCCAGAAUUCUCGUACGUCAGCUUCGAGACCAACGUGCCAUCUAGCUCGUACGGGGAGAUCAUGUCGAGGGUGCUGGACACUUUCCGCCCGGGCAAGUUUACCGUCACCGUCUUCACAAAUCAGCUGUCCCCCGUCAAGGACGCGCCCAAGGAGAUGCUCUGCCCGCACCAGGUCGGCGGCCGAUGGGAGCGGCGCGACCUGCAGCGUUGCUCCUUCAAGAGCUACGACCUGAUCUACGCGUUCUACACCAAGUUCCCGAGCUGAGGGUGUCUAGUGGGGGUGCCCGCGGGUACGCCAGUACUGCAGACCGGCCCUAAGCGUCCGCCGGAAGGGUCGCCGGGCUGCGCGCGUCGCCUCCACGACGCGUUCGGCCCCCUCUCAUUUUUCUUCGUGUAUUUUGCGCUGUGCCCGCCCGCGCUCGAGUCGCCCCUGGUCCUGUGGUCGUGGUGGCGCGACAAGAUCUCGUGAGGGACAGCGCGUGGGUCGCCGAAAUCGUAGGGCGUCGCGGGUCCCUUUAACCUAUGAGGGUUGGGCGGACGCUGCGCAGUGUGAUGCGCGUCCCCACCCCCCACACGCGCCUCGUUUCCGGCGAUCCGUUUGUAGGAUUUCCCCCUCCACCGUCCGUCGUCCCCAUUUGUUUUGUUCCGCGGGUCCGGGCGUUUCGGUUUUCCCGCCUUCGGGGUCUGGGCCAAGGUCCCAUCCACACACACACGUUGUAAAAAAAAAUGGUGUAGUAGAUUAGAACCUAACCAAAUAAUAUGUUGUAUAGAUAGCGGAGCAGUCUCCAUUUCGGCGGAUGCGCCGGCCCGUGCGCUAGAUGUUUCGUUAUGGAUAAUUUCGUCAAUAUUGAUCCCACGAUGGAGAUCCAAUUACCAAAGUUGGAGCGUUUUUCCUGAACCCCCCGAUGUAAAAUAAAGAUUGGGCAAAUUGAAUGUUGAGUGUGACGAAGCAUAUAGUUGUAUGAUUUUCUGUUGUGUAAGAUGUUGAACUUUUGUCAACUUAUAAGCGUGCAUUUUACGUGUCUUUAAAAUCGGCUGAGGUUUGCUUUUACCGAAAUUUAUAUCCCGCAUGCGAGUUCGAUGGAUGCUCUGAAAAGAAAUAUUUGCAAUUGAAAUUAGUGAUUGAAAUUCUCACCUUGAAAAUAUAACAAGACAUCAAGUUCUUCAUUAACAUUACUUUCUACUUUCUAUAAGUGUUUUUUUUUUACUUGGAGUUACUCUCACAAUCUCCUAUACUCAAUACAAGCACCUACAUUUUAAAUAUACCGACAAAAUGUCCAACAGUUAAGUACGCCAGUUUCCAUGUCAACAGCUGUCAUGGCUAAUAUGAUUUUUGAGUUGUUCACUUCCUUACAUCCAGUAUCGGAUAAAAUUCGAGGUAUUUUCACAUCUGUCAAAAAUAACCCUGACAACUUAUAUAUAUUUGAAAUCGGAAGGAACAAUAAAAUCGAUUGACACAAUCGAAUACAGUGCAUUCAAUUUUUUAAAAAUGUCGACCUGUCAGAAUUUUUGUUUUAUAUAUUUCAUUUCAGAAUCGGAAGGUUUAGGGAAAAUACUCCCACCUUUAGCAAUUUAAUCUUCAUGUUAGGAUGAGUAUUAACAGAGUUAUCCGCUUGGUAUAAUGGGACAUAAUGUACAUAAACCAUGUAAAGGGUUUAAUUAAUAUCCCUCGGGGUUAUGGGUCGCUUCGGGGGCGGUUGGAGCUGGUUCGUCGGUCGGAAACGUAAAACAUAAGCUCCACAGAACCUUAAAAUGUAUUUUCUACGCGCAUCUCUCGAAUAUAUGCGAAGACCGUAAAGAAAAUCCGUUUUUAGGCUACGGUCUGUGCGAUGAAAUAUGUUUAGUGGUCUGUGGUUAACCCGUGAUGCGCAUCGAGGUAAAAAACCAUGAUUUUGUCGGAAUACCCGGUUAAAUUUUUUAAUUAUUUCAAAAGGUGUUUUUAUUUUAUAUAUUUUCUAAUAAAACGCAUCUGUAUUGACGAACCGGCCCCAAAUGACUAUUAUUAUAAUAUUAUGGGUAGAACGCGUCGUGUUGACUUUCUCUACUUUUGACAAUUUUUAUGUUUUAAGUUUUUAAACGAGGGGAUCAAUCUCAUCGUCCCGUUUAGAUUCGUAGUUUUUAACAAUCUGAUACUUGUUUACAUUUUAUUAGGAGGAAUUUCCGAAUUUUUCAGUAGCUAUUAGUGUACGGAAGAUGUUAAAAAAAUGUUAAUGUUUAUAAAAUUGUUUAAUUGUUAAAUAAAUAAACUAGCAUUAACGGUG